UACUUGGUGGUGGUGAUAAAUUCACUAGUAUCAUUCUUUGUAUUGUCAAUUUUAGAAAGCUUGUGAAGCCCAUCAGUUUGAUUGAAGUUAUUCAUUUCCUUUGAGACGUUCUAAACACCAAGAAAGAUGAAUGAAUCAGAUAGUGAAUUAGUGUCUACAUCAAAAAGAAAGAAGCAAGACCAAGGUAGUGGAGAUGCAUCAACAUCAAAAAGACAAAAGGUUGACCAAGCCAUUUCUGAUGAAGAUUUUAUGGAACUUAAAUCAGUUGUCUCAAAAUGGUUUGACCAGCGUAGAUACAUCAAUAAACUGAAAGUUUUCUACACAGAUCUCCUUUCUCCUGCUGUGUUACAUAAUGCUUCUACAACAACAAUUAAUUUGUUGAAUUGUUUAACCGAUCAUGAUGAACUGAGUUCAACCAAUCUCACUCUAAUCUAUGACACCAUAAAAGUGAGCAAACAAUUUGGCUUAGUUAAGAAAAUUAAAGAACAAUUGCCAUCAUGUCCAAUUCCUGCAAAUAUUAAAGAUACUGAAAUAUCCAGCUACACACCACACAGACUCAAACUAAUGAAGUUGGGAUCAUUACUGACAGAAGAUGAUGUGCCCAAGAUUGAUCAAUUGUAUAAUGAUGCAUUAAAAAAGUAUGCAGACAGCUGGUGUUUAAUUAUGGAUCUAGAAAAGAGAAGUGUAAUUUGUGAAGAAAAUAUGGAGAAAUUUAUUACAAAGUUAAAAAAUCUUGAACUCAAAAAAGCUGUGGAUGCUCUGUGUAAAGGUAAUCAGAAGGAUCCUGAACAUGUGAUUUCAUUAGACCCAGAGCACCAUGAGCAGCUAAGACGAGAUAUAAUUAUUAGAAAUUUCUUGACUAAAAGGCAAAAGCAAAUGUAUCAGAAUGUGAACCAAAUGACACCAACAAUCUGGCAUGAACAUCAUGAAGUAGAUAUUGCAGAAGUAUUCACUGAACUCAUCUUAAUACAAUCUGAUGAAGAUGAAGAAUUACAAGCCAAGUCAACAUUAGUACAAAAGAAAGGUAGACCCACAUCAUUAACAGAGGUAUUAGGUGUCAUUAAAUUAAGAGAAUCUUGUAAGGUAUUAAUAACAGGUAAAGGAGGAAUGGGUAAGACUACACUCCUUAGAUAUAUUGCUCAUCAGUGGGCUACUGAUAAUGUAGAUAAUGCCUUUGCUAAUAAAUUAUUGUUUCUGAUAAAUAUUAGAGACCUAAAAGCAGGUCAAAAGUUUUUAGACAUAAUUAUGGAGAAAAUUGAUUGGCAAACUUUAAUAUUGAAGAAUAAAUUGCCACCCAAUUCCAUUGAAGAUUUUCUGGUCACCCAUGCUGAUGAAAUAGUGAUUUUGUUAGAUGGAUACGAUGAGUUAAAAAAAGGUGCUAAAGAUCCAAUAGAUCUAUUCGAAAGAACUGAAUUAGGUGAAUGCACCGUGUUGAUGUCAUCCCGACCAGACAAUGUAAUUAAAUUUUUUAAAUGGUGUAACAUACAUAUUAAAGUAAUGGGGUUCAGUCCAAGAAACAAAAAGAAAUAUAUACAUAAGCAUUUUGUUUCAAUUGGUAAAGCUGAAAUUGGUGACUCACUAAUUCGGGAGUUUGGACUUGAUAAAUGUAAAGAUGAUGGUGGUGAUGAUUAUUAUGAGGAUGAUAAUGUUUAUGCUAAUUAUACAAAUAAUGAUGAUUAUUUUACAUGGUAUGGUGAUGAUUAUUAUGAGUAUGAAUGUUAUCAUACUCCUCCUGAUUCUGUUGAUGAGGUUCUUUUGUUUGGUGGUGAUCACAAAGAAGCAUUUGAAUUGUGCUCAUCUCCACUGUUAUUGCUUAAGAUUUGUACCAUUUGGCAAGAUAAACAGUGUCUUCCUAAAGAUUUGUCAGAUCUUUUCAAGGAAUUAUUUUGUUCCAUUUUAAAUCAAUAUCAAAACAGAGGAGGCAAUGGAAGUUCUAUUUUCCAGUUUGAGAGAAUUCCUGAGAAAUACAGACAUGCCAUUCAAAUAUUAGGAGAAUGUAUAUAUGAAGGUCUAAAGGAAAAUAAACUGUCCAUUGACAAAUAUGUUUUGUUAAACAAAGAAAAUGAUAAACAUUUGGUACAUUUAGCACUCGAACUUGGAUUUGUUUAUAAAGAUAGCCCUGUUCAACCAGGUGAUGUAAGGGAGAUUUACACUACACCGCAUAAAUUAAUUUCAGAGUCACUAGCAGGAUUUUACCUGUUUGAAAAAAGCCAACAAGGGAGUUUGAAAGCUGAAGAAUAUGAGGUGAUAAGAUGUAGUGAGUAUUUACAAAUGACAAGAGUAUUUACAAUAGGAUUUCUUGGUGCUGAUGUUUGUAAAUUGUUUAAACAUUGGUUGAUAAUCAGGGCCUCAAAUUUUUAUUCUAUAGCACAAUGUUUGAGAUAUGUAAAGGAGGAUUAUGAAGACCAUGUAGUACAAGAAUUGGAUAAACACAUGUCCAUUGAAAUGAAAGAACACUGUGAGCAAAUGUGCGAGUCUGUUAGAAGUGUUCUUGAUGACAAAGAUCUAACAAAUGUGCCUUUAUUUAAACUUAUGAGAAAAUAUAAUUACCUUAGACACAAUAAUGUAAAAUUGGAGAAAGCAUUUCCUUUGAUAAAUACAUCCAAUGAAGAGUCUUUGAAAAAUUCUUGCAGAAGUAUUGUACAAAACACAGUUGUACUACCAAGGGUAUAUAAAACAAACUAUUUUUUAAGAUACAUUUCAAAAUGGGAAAAUAAAGCAAUCAAUAUGUUAUCAGGUGAGAUGGAAAAACUAGAUUUGACAUAUUGUAAUCUCUAUUUCAUCAAAUUAGGAUUUGAUUGUAGUUUAUCAUUUUUGAUUCAUUUCCUAAAACAUGCAAAUGACCUAUAUAACUUGCAUAUUAAUCAUUGGCCUACAGCUGCAUCUAAAUUCAAUUUAGUUUUCAAUGAAUUGCAUAAGACUCAUGUAAGGUUGAAAAUAAGAUUUCUUGAUAUAAAAGAGAAUGAUUUGGCUUCAAUUAGCGGAAGAACAUUAGCUUGCCUUGUUGAGAUGUCUCCACACCUGACCCGUAUUGACAUGAGUUAUUGUAAUUUAGCAGGUAGUAAUAUUAGUGAAAUGAUGGAUGAAUGUUGUAGGAUGAAUGUAGUAUUGAAAGACAAGAUUCUUAAAUUGACAGACAAUGACCUUUCAAAUAUUGAUGGUAAAUAUCUUGCUAAGUUAGUAAGGGUGAUUGAUGAGUCUUAUGCCUUCAGAUGGAGUGAUUACUUACUCACAUCUGAUAUUUUAGAAAAGCUGGUUAAAUCAAUAGGUGAGAAUGAGACAUUGAAUUGGAAGAUGAUAGACAUAAGUGGAAUUAACCUAUCUUCAAUAAGUGGAAAAACAUUAGCUCACCUUUUUAAGAUCUCCACACUCAUGAUCAAUAUUGACAUGAGCCAUUGUAAUUUAUCAGGUAGUAUUAUUAAUGAAAUGAUGGAGGAAUGCUGUAAAAUAAAUUUAGUAUUGAAAGAUGGCCUGCUUACAUUGAUGGGUAAUGACCUUUCAGAUAGUGAUGGUAAAUCAUUUGCUGCGUUACUUGGGGUGAUUUAUGCGCCUUAUACGUUCAAAUGGCAAGAUUACUCACUCACAGCUGAAGAUGUAGAAAAGCUGGUUGAAUCAAUAGGUCAGAAUGAGACAUUGAAUUGGGAGAGGAUAGACAUGAGUAGGAUUAACCUAUCUUCAAUCAGAGGAAGAACAUUAGCUCACCUUUUAAAGGCAUGUACACAUCUGAUCCAUAUUGACAUGAGUGAUUGUAGUUUAUCAGGUUGUAUUGUUAAUGAAAUGAUGGACGAAUGUCAUAGAAUGAAUGUAGAAUUAAACAACAACAUGCUUAAAUUGGAGAGCAAUGACCUUUCUGAUAUUAAUGGUAAAUCACUCACUGAAUUAGUCAGGGUAAUUUAUGAGCAUUAUACUUUCAAAUGGAAAGAUUAUUCACUCACCUCUGAUAAUCUGGAAAAGCUGGUUGAAUCAAUAAGUGAGAAUGAGACAUUGGAUUGGGAGAGGAUAGACAUGAGCAGAAUUAACCUAUCUUCAAUCAAAGGAAGAACAUUAGCUCACCUUUUAAAGGCAUGUACACACCUGAUCUAUAUUGACAUGAGCCAUUGUAGUUUAUCAGGUAGUAUUAUUAAUGAAAUGAUGGAGGAAUGUUGUAGGAUGAAUGUAGAAUUAAAAGAAAACAUGUUUACAUUAGAAGGCAAUGACCUUUCAGAUAUUGAUAGUAAAUCACUUGCAGAAUUAUAUAGAGUAAGAAUAACUAUUCAGCCUAGGAUUAUGUGGGAUGAAGAUGAUGACUUUUACGAUUACUAUUAAAAGGCAAUCAUGCACAAUCGGAAUCAACUAAAAUGGAAAUGGAUAAGUCUGAAAUGUCUUCAACAAAAUUUUGACCUAAAUGACAACUUUACUGUAAUAUAGAACAUUCAAUUUGACUUUCUUCUAUUUUCAAAUCGGAAAAUUGCAACAAUGAUUAUAAAUAAUGGAUGGAUAGUGUACAAUUUAAUG
Messenger RNA from Anneissia japonica, 4494 nucleotides. RefSeq lists its product as uncharacterized. Gene Ontology annotation, molecular function: protein binding. The record is from RefSeq and is a predicted model, not a curated record. The transcript is spliced from 6 exons. Gene Ontology annotation, biological process: regulation of apoptotic process. The coding region runs from base 127 to 4305 and encodes 1392 amino acids. Lineage: Eukaryota; Metazoa; Echinodermata; Crinoidea; Comatulida; Comatulidae.